UUUUAGUGUUACGCACCGCUUGGCAGUCAUGUCGGCGCUGAAGUCAGAUCGCUUACUGUUAGAGUCGACAAAAUUCAGUUAGAAGUAAUUUCUUGCGUCGUUUUUACAUUCGAGACAACAUUACCCGGUGAUUAUGCGUUGAGGAGAAGCGAGGUGUUCGCUGCAGUGUCGGUUUAUUUUGAGUUGUCUGAGCCAUGGCAUCACUGUCAGAGGAGGUGCUGCUGGUGGUGAAAAAGGUCCGUCAGAGGAAGCAGGAUGGCACACUUUACCUGAUGGCUGAGCGAGUAGCCUGGUGUCCCGAAGGCAAGGACCGCUUCACAGUCAGCCACUUGUAUGCAGAUAUUCGAUGUCAGAAGAUCAGCCCAGAUGGUAAAGCCAAAAUUCAGCUCCAGCUGGUCCUUCACACCGGCGAGAGCACCACAUUCCACUUUGCCAAUGAGAGCAGUGCGCUCAAAGACAGAGAUGCCACCAAGGAACUGCUGCAGCAGCUACUGCCCAAGUUUAAGAAGAAAGCCAACAAGGAGCUGGAGGAGAAAAACAGGAUGCUUCAAGAAGAUCCGGUGCUUUUCCAGUUAUAUAAAGACCUUGUGGUGAGCCAAGUGAUCAGUGCUGAGGAAUUCUGGGCCAACCGGUUAGGAGGCAUCAACAACACAGACCCCGCAGUGGUCAACAACAAGCAGGAAGUCGGUAUAUCUGGAGCCUUUCUGGCCGACAUUAGACCUCAGACAGAUGGCUGCAACGGCUUGAGAUAUAAUCUGACGGCUGACAUUAUUGAAUCCAUCUUCAGAACGUACCCUGCAGUUAAGCAGAAGUAUAGUGAAAACGUGCCUCAUAACCUGACAGAGAAGGAGUUCUGGACGCGCUUUUUCCAGUCCCAUUAUUUUCACAGAGAUCGCAUCAACACAGGAACACAGGAUAUCUUCUCUGAGUGUGCCAAGCAGGAUGAGAAAGGGUUAAAGUCUCUGGUGAUUCAAGGAGUGAAGAAUCCUUUGGUUGACCUCCUGUCGUUGGAGGAUAAAACAUUAGACGAGGGCUAUGGAAUUUGCACAACACUACCCUCAACUUCCAACGCAAGCAAGAGCGUGAAGGACAGCAGCAACUCUGCCAUUAUAAAGCGCUUCAACCAUCAUAGUGCCAUGGUGCUGGCAGCGGGCUCACGCAAAGGGGAGACACCGACUGACCAAGCUAGUGAGACGAGCAGUACCGAUGGAAACUCAAGGGAUUCUGACUUCUUUCAGCCUCCUGUUAAGAAGGUUAAGUUACAAGAAGCCAUAGAAUACGAGGAUCUGCAAAGGGAAAACAGACCAAAAACAGUCGCGUUAAACCUGAAGAAGUCUGACAGGUAUGCUCAUGGCCCUGUGCCGCUUCAGUCCCAGCACUAUACAACCAGCCAGGAUAUCAUCAACUCUGUCAACUACAUCCGGCAUGAGAUGAUGAAUUACAAACCCAACCUCACUGAGGUGUUGUCCAGCACAGCAGCUAGUUCUGCCAUCGCAGCACUUUCUCCAGGCGGCGUCCUCAUGCAGGCAGGUGCACAGCAAGCCAUAAAUCAGAUGGUGCCCACUGAGGUUCAAGGAGAGCUGAGGCAUCUUUAUGUUGCUGCUGGGGAGUUACUGAGACACUUCUGGUCCUGUUUUCCUGUAAACACACCCUUUUUGGAGGAGAAGGUGAUGAAAAUGAAGUCAAACCUCGAGAGAUUUCAGGUGACCAAGCUUUGUCCCUUUCAAGAGAAAAUCCAGCGACAGUACUUGAGUACAAAUCUCACAGGGCACUUGGAGGAGAUGCUGCAGACUGCCUAUAGCAAGUUCCACAUCUGGCAAACCCGCCGCAUGAUGAGGAAAACCUGAGCUCGUCUAGUUUGUCAAAGAGAAGACAAGAAAGACAUUAAAUGGACAAAUGACUUGUGAAGGUCCUCUGCACUGCUGUGAAGAGACCACAGACCACAGCCGAAUGGAACAUAGUUCACAAGGGCUUAACGAGGAUGAUGUGGAGGGACUGCUACAACCCCAAAUGUUCAACAGAGUCUAACGCAUCUCAGUCACAAAUGACUGUAAUUAGUUUUCUCUUUUCUUUGUGUUUUUUUUUCUCAGUGAUUGAGAGAUUGAUGUCGGUUAUGGUUAAACAGGACUUUUAAAAUCGUGUAACAUGACCAAAUUUUGGAUGGAAAUCGGAAAAACAGGCUCUCAGGACAACAGACUGAGGUGUGAGAUGCACACAGAGGACUGGCAACGUGUUUGAUCCGUGCACUGAGCAGAGAAAGAGUGCGUUGACAUAGGAGGAGUCCCUCUGAACACUGGGUCGAUCCGUGAAGCAGCGUUCCACAAAAGCUGAAGCGAGAGGGGGAAGUGAAUAUAGCAAUACUGUAAAGACAUUUCACACUUGAGUGCAUUAGUGUGUGUGACUCGGAUCACACUGUCACUGGUUUGUAACGUCUGCACUAUCUGUAACUCUGAAUUAAAGUGAGGCAUAAGGCUUUUGUUCCUGC
Molecule: messenger RNA, 2485 nt
Organism: Acanthochromis polyacanthus (spiny chromis)
Lineage: Eukaryota; Metazoa; Chordata; Actinopteri; Pomacentridae
Gene: gtf2h1
Product: general transcription factor IIH, polypeptide 1
Exons: 15
Coding region: 195-1847 (550 amino acids)
Biological process (GO): transcription by RNA polymerase I; nucleotide-excision repair; transcription by RNA polymerase II
Cellular component (GO): transcription factor TFIIH holo complex; transcription factor TFIIH core complex
Source: RefSeq, a predicted model, not a curated record